UCAUUAUGCUGCCGCUGCGCCAUCAUCAGCCAGCCGCUUGGAGCAGUGAAUAAUAUCCUGCUGAAAACGCUAUUUACUCGCCGAUCCCUGGUCGUCUGUUAUUCUUUACACCAUCACGGAAAUCUUUGUGAUUGGGUUGUGUACCAUGGAAAACAUAAAAACAGGACUUUAGGCUAUCAUCUGGGAUUCUCUUUUGAACACAAAGCAAUGUGGAGGAAAUAAGAAUCGUGCUGUGCUCUAAAUACAGAUCAUAGAGGAUGGGCUGUGUGCAAUGUAAGGACAAAGAGGCUGCUAAGUUAACAGAGGACCGGGACACCAGCUUGUCUCAGAGAGGAGUAGGUUAUCAACAUGGCGUCGAACCCACGCCGCAGCAUUACCCCAGCUUCAGUGGGGUCACUGGGGUCACCGCCAUUCCCAACUACAACAACUUCCAUGCCACUGGACUCACGCAGGGCAUGACAGUCUUCGGAGGGGUCAACACAUCAACACAACAAGGAACGCUCCGCACGCGAGGAGGCACAGGUGUGACUUUAUUCGUUGCUCUCUAUGAUUAUGAGGCUCGUACUGAAGAUGAUCUCAGUUUCAGGAAAGGAGAGAAGUUUCAAAUCAUCAACAGCGCUGAGGGUGAUUGGUGGGACGCCCGCUCUCUCACUACAGGAGGAACCGGCUACAUUCCAAGCAAUUACGUCGCCCCUGUGGACUCAAUCCAGGCUGAGGACUGGUAUUUUGGAAAGUUGGGGCGCAAGGAUGCAGAGAGGCAGCUUCUUUCAACAGGGAACCCGCGUGGAACUUACCUGAUCCGUGAGAGCGAAACCACUAAAGGUGCCUUCUCUUUGUCUAUCCGGGACUGGGACGAUGUGAAGGGGGACCACGUGAAACAUUAUAAAAUCCGUAAACUGGACAGUGGAGGAUAUUACAUCACCACAAGAGCUCAGUUUGAGACCCUUCAACAGCUGGUCCAGCAUUACACGGAGCGGGCAGCAGGGCUUUGCUGUCGCUUGGUCGUCCCUUGCCACAAAGGGAUGCCAAGGCUCACUGACCUAUCUGUCAAAACCAAAGAUGUGUGGGAGAUUCCACGGGAGUCACUACAACUCAUAAAACGCUUGGGCAACGGCCAGUUCGGGGAGGUUUGGAUGGAGAGUGCAGAUGGUUUGUGCUUUAAUUUAACGAGUAUAUGCGUGGACUACACCCCUGAUACGGUGGGACUUAGCCAUGAUUCCUGGGAAAUCGCCCGUGAGUCUCUGACGCUGGACAUGAAGCUGGGGGCCGGGUGUUUUGCUGAUGUUUGGUAUGGCACAUGGAAUGGCAACACUAAAGUGGCUGUGAAGACCCUCAAGCCUGGAACCAUGUCUCCAGAGUCUUUCCUGGAGGAAGCGCAGAUCAUGAAGAAAUUACGACAUGAUAAACUAGUGCAACUCUAUGCUGUCGUUUCUGAGGAGCCCAUCUACAUUGUCACUGAGUAUAUGGGCAAAGGAAGCCUUCUAGAUUUCCUGAAGGAUGGGGAGGGACGGGCCCUGAAGCUGCCCAACCUCGUCGACAUGGCAGCCCAGGUGGCUGGAGGCAUGGCUUACAUCGAGCGGAUGAACUACAUUCACAGAGAUUUGCGCUCUGCUAACAUUCUGGUUGGCGAUAACCUUGUGUGCAAGAUCGCUGACUUUGGCCUGGCCAGACUUAUUGAAGACAAUGAGUACACUGCCCGACAAGGGGCUAAAUUCCCUAUUAAGUGGACUGCUCCUGAGGCAGCUCUGUAUGGGAAGUUCACCAUUAAAUCUGAUGUUUGGUCUUUUGGAAUCCUGCUUACGGAGCUGGUCACUAAAGGCAGAGUUCCAUAUCCAGGGAUGAACAACAGGGAGGUACUAGAACAAGUAGAGCGUGGCUACCGGAUGCCGUGUCCCCAGGACUGUCCAAGCUCUCUACACGAGCUGAUGGUUCAGUGCUGGAAGAAAGACGCAGAAGAGCGGCCCACUUUUGAGUACCUGCAGGCCUUCCUAGAAGAUUACUUCACGGCGACCGAACCUCAAUAUCAGCCCGGAGACAACCUCUAAACCCAGCCUCCUGGAGUCACCCUGGUCUCCUUCUCCCCGGGCCAUCUCAAGUGCCCUCUACUCCCUCCUGACUUGAGGCAUGUACAGCUUCAUGAGUUCACCCAAGCUCCUGUUACUCCCCUAUGGCCUUGGUCAACUGAAGACUGAACAAUUUGCACAGACUUUCAACUUGAGGGGUGUGUACAUGAGCGAGCUGGGGAGGUAAACAGAGGGAAUUGUGGGUAAAGUUGGGAGGCUGAGGACAUGGAAAUGCUUUUGUUCAGGGUUGUGGCCAUAACCAUUAUAAUAAAAUAAAAUGAUGCCUGUAUUCAUUGUAAAUACGAGAUGCUUGUUUAUGAUUUAUUUUUUUGGUUUGUUUUCAUUCAUAUUUUGUUUCAUCCCUGCUCAUCUUUUGUUUUGCUUUGCAAAGUAGCAAUUAUGGUUGCAUUGAGGAACCCGUUCUUCGUGAAGGAUAAAGCAGACAUUUAUGAAGGGUUUGGGUGCGUGCCAAUUCAUAAAACAAAUCUCUAUGUCUGCUUGUUAUAUUAGAGAUUUGAGAAUGUAUGUGUUUUAUUCGUCCUCUCCUCUGCUGAUGAGAUCAUGUUCCAGAUGGAAAAAUAAAGACCCAGAGUGUCUUUCUUACUCUAGUGGUUUUAAAAUAUCUCAAACUUCAAGGGAAAUUCAUUCCUUACAUUUUCUUUAAUUUAUUUUUUUUACAAUGCUUAUUAAGAUACUAAAUUGAUUUAACAUUUUGUUAAUCUCUGAGAAUUGUGUCCUCUCCAAAGUACUAGAUGUUAAUCUAAUGUAACAAAAAUUAUUUUACACACAAUGUACAUUGCAGUUUUGUAUUUUCAGCCAAAUGUUAAAGACAUAAAGCAUAUCUCCAUGGAGAAAAUGCAUCUUGUUAAGUUUCCUUGCUACCAGGUAUUUUUGGGUAUUCGAGUAUGGAUGUUUUUUCCAUGGUGGAAAAAAAAUGGUUAUUCAGGUAUAAAAGGUCCUGUUACCCCAUACUUAGGCUGUGUCCAAAGCCUGAAAAAUGAUGCAUUCACAUACAGUAUUCAGAUUUAGGAAGUCACCAGGGCAUGUUUGAAUUCAAUAUUUGUGCAACGUUCUCUCUACUAGAAGUGAAAUCAUACUUUACACAUAUGUAUGGUUAUACUGAAGCUACAAAAGCUUGAUUCCAUGCAUUGCUGCAAAAGAGAAUCUCGAGGAGCAAGUUAAAGUUAGCUAAACUUGCUUAUAGCACUGUCAGAAAACAUGCAAAAAAUUGUACCUUUAGAGGUACAACAGCUUGUCACUGGGGCAGGACACUCAAAGGGACAAUUUUGUACCAUAUCUAAAAAGUUAUUUUAGAAACCUUAAGUAAUAAUAUGAACCCUUAAGAUACUACUAGGUACAAGUCUGUGGUUUUCCCAUGGAAUUUGGCUACUUUUAAGUUAUUCCCGAUGGUUGAUUUUAUUUUAUUUUUUUAAUUCCGCAGGUUGAUUGACCCAGCCAGAGUGUACAAUUUCGGGCAUUUCCACCAUUGUCUUGUCAGUCAUCUCUCCUUACUCUCAUCAAGUGAUAAGUGAAAUCUGACUCCUGCUGAACUCUGCAGCUCAUGCUGUAUGGAGCAGAGCACACGCUUUCAGUUAAUUGUUCAGUAUAAUGUUCAGUCAGUUGUCCGUUGUCCAACUGAACUAAAUAGUUUUUAUUUCUAUAAAAAAGCAAAACAACAGUGGUAACACUGGUAAAACUGACUACCGCAGCAAGCCUAGGCACUACUAUGAACUGCUUAAUUGUAACUUUCAAUUAGUUACAAAGUUGUCCCUUUAGGAUACUGUCCGAAAUGGGCAUUGACAUCAUUAAAUAUUUGAUUGGUCAUGUCCAAAACCCUUUUGAAUUUGUUCUUGAUAAUUAGACAUGACAUUAUGGUGCCUUGGAAGCCGUCACGCAGAAAUGUUGUUAGGUCAUUGACUGACUGGUCAGCGAGUAAGCACAGCAGCUGUCUUCAGUUUCGGACACAGCCUCAUUCAAAUUAAAUCAGGUUCUAUUUGCCUUCAGUGGUUACCACAACAACUGGUCCCUAUUUUCACAGACCUUAGUUUUCACGUGCCAUUUAUUCUGUUCUCCAUGGAGGAUACUUUUAAGAAUUUUUUAUUUAACCUAACACAAAUCUAUGUGGAACUGUUUGGAUUUGGAUCAAUGGAACAUUCCAAAGUACCAUUUUUUCUUUUCUUUUUGGUUUGUACAGUGCUCAUCAGAACGUCUUUAAAAUCCCUUACCAACACUGCAUUUGGUUUAACAGUAUUGUAAGUGUUAGUAAUCACCUCAAAAUUAUCUUUGCCAUUCCCAUUUUUUAACAUAGCAUUUUGUUAACUCAUUUCCCAUUUGGAAAUAAAAAGUACAGUAUUUUACACUUUAUAA
This is a messenger RNA of Ctenopharyngodon idella (grass carp), 4430 nucleotides long. It is a transcript of the gene fynb, whose product is annotated as FYN proto-oncogene, Src family tyrosine kinase b. Gene Ontology annotation, biological process: T cell receptor signaling pathway; cell differentiation; protein phosphorylation. Bases 258 to 2045 code for a protein of 595 amino acids. Lineage: Eukaryota; Metazoa; Chordata; Actinopteri; Cypriniformes; Xenocyprididae. The record is from RefSeq and is a predicted model, not a curated record. Gene Ontology annotation, molecular function: non-membrane spanning protein tyrosine kinase activity; ATP binding; signaling receptor binding. The transcript is spliced from 14 exons. Gene Ontology annotation, cellular component: extrinsic component of cytoplasmic side of plasma membrane.